Molecule: messenger RNA, 2091 nt
Organism: Nestor notabilis (Kea)
Lineage: Eukaryota; Metazoa; Chordata; Aves; Psittaciformes; Psittacidae
Gene: RNASEL
Product: ribonuclease L (2',5'-oligoisoadenylate synthetase-dependent)
Biological process (GO): protein phosphorylation; mRNA processing
Molecular function (GO): RNA nuclease activity; protein binding; ATP binding
Source: RefSeq, a predicted model, not a curated record
AUGGAGCCCACAGCUCACAGCCAGCAGGAGGCAUUGACCCCUUCCAGCAAAGAGACAGCAGAAGACCUUGCCUUCAAGUUAAAUGCUGCUGUGAGAGGCGGUGAUAUAAAAGAUGUGCUGGAGCUGCUGGAGAAAGGGGCAGAUGUGAAUUCCAAAGCAGAAAGUGGCUGGACACCACUGCAGAGUGCUGUGCAAGCUAAUGAAGAGGACCUGGUCCGGCUUCUGCUGGACAAGGGUGCUUGUCCACAUGCCAGGAAGGACAAUGGUGGCACUGCAUUUACGGAGGCAGCAAUAGCAGGAAAUGUGAAUAUACUGGAGCUACUCCUUGAUCAUGGGUUAAAUAUUAAUGACUAUGAUGACAACGGCUUCACAGCUUUCAUGGAGGCUGCAUGGUAUGGGAAGGAAGAAGCUUUGAAAUUCCUUUAUAGCAAAGGAGCAAAUGUGAAUUUGAGAAGGGUAGUUAGUGAAGAGAAAGCGAAACUGCAUAAAGGAGGAGUGACAGCACUGAUGGAUGCUUGUAGGAAGGGCCACUUCUCAGUUGUAAAAACUCUUGUCCAAGAAAUGGGGGCUAACAUGAACAUUUGUAAUGCCUUGAUCCAUGCUCUCAAGGAGGGCUGUGCCAAGGAAAGAUACAAGUCAGCUGUCCCCAUUGGCCAUUUCCUGCUGGACCAUGGUGUUGAUGUGAACAGCAAAGAUGAAUGUGGGAAAACUGCCCUCAUCCUAGCUGUUGAAAUGCAGAGCCCAGAUUUGGUAAAAGCUUUAUUGGAGAAGGACAAAAUAGAUAUUGAUGAUGCAGAUGAGGAGGGCAACACAGCACUGGUGGUGGCUGUAGAGAAAAAUGAUUAUAAUAUAGCGAAGUUGUUGUGUGAAAAAGGAGCAAGGACUGAUGUUGGGGACCUUAUCGCUGUUGCUAAUAGGAACCGUGCUCCUAACAUGGCACGUCUUCUUCGCCAGUAUGAUGCCAAGUUUGUUCCACAAGCCUUCAAAGAUUGGGAGCCAAAGAGCAAAUGCUGGAGGGAUCAGCUGAAAAAACUAUAUAAAAUAUAUCGCCCUAUGAUUGGCAAACUGAAGACAUUUCAAUAUAUCCAGCAGAGAAUUCAGAACACUUCUCAAGGUGGCAUCUACCUGGGGCUCCAUAGCGGGACAGAGGUAGCAGUAAGAAUAAGCCGCAGUACAGAGGGCGACAAAGAGAAAAGGUUCUUUGAACAAUGUAUUAACUGUGAACAUCUACUGAAGCUCUUCCAGUUUGAGAAAGCAAAAGGCUACAUGUACUUAUGCUUCCCACUCUGGGAGAAAAAUCUUGAAGAAUAUCUGCAGGAACCAGAAGGCCAAAUGGAUUGCAAAGGUGCUCUGAGGAUGAUCUUCCAGGCAGUGAGAGAGCUGCACUCCCUUGGAUUUGCUCACCAGGAUCUGCAUCCCAGCAAAUUUUUAAUAGAUUUAGGUGGCAAAAUUUACCUUGCAGACUUUGACAAUAAAAGGAAGUUGAUUGAAGACAAAAUAGAACUUGUAAACACAGAUUUAGAGGCCCUCAGCAGUCUUGUGCUGUAUGUUUUAACAGGGGGUAGGAAACCCCUUCAGCAAGUCAGUGCCAAAGAUUUAGGUGCUGAUUCCCCAGAUUACAUGGAGGCUCUGGAUCUCGUAAGUAGCCUGAUGUCUCAUGAUGAACGAGGCUUGGAAGGUUUGAGCAAACAUCCCUAUUUCUGGAGCAAACAGAUCAGGUUCAAUUUCCUGAAGACUAUAUGGAAUAAAAUCAAAGAUCUCCGCAAUCAGAAAGCUGUCUUUCAAGCUCCUAAUGCUACAGAAAGUUUUCCUUAUCCAUGCUGGACCAAGGAGAUUAACAAAGAUGUUCUGAACAUCAUGGAAAAUCCCAGGAAAGGAAGAUCAUUCAGAUACAGCAACAAUGUCACUGACCUACUUAGGUUCAUCAGAAACCUGGAUGAACAUCCAGAUAUCAGGAUCAGGAACAAAAUAGGAGACCAUGCUGAGUAUUUCUUGAAGCUUUUUCCAGCACUUACCAUUUAUGUUUACAACAGUUUACGCCAGAAUCCUGAAUACAGUCACUUUGCAGACAUUCAGUACCCUUUUCUGUAG